AUGCAGUUGUAUAAUUUUGAUAAAAUCUCUCAUAGCUUCGGCAAAACAGAGGCCGAUGAUAAGCCAAUUAAGGAGAAACCAAAGAGUAAAACUAAAGGAACUCAAACGGAUUAUAGGGAGAGCGAGGCACAGACUGAUCCGUGGGAACCGCCGCUGCGCAUACCUCCAGGUGUGAAUCCUGAAAUUUUGACUCUCACCGAUUUACGAUGGAAUGAUGGUCUACCCGUUGGAAAAUAUGAAGUUGAGAAGAUUAAAAGAAUGAGGAGGAAACGGGCUUGGCAGACAUUAUUGUCACCUGUAGAUUGUACGAAUAAAAAAACUCAGGAGUUUAUUAUCUGCCUGAUUGAUCAGGAGGAAUGGGCUUUCCGAGAUAAAGAGCUGCAAAGAAUUGCAGAUUGGAAGCUAGAUGCAACGAAGGAUCUCCUGGAGUCCGUGAAUCAUGCCCGAGAAUUACGACUCGCUGAGCGUUUCGAUAAAGUUGGAAAAUGCCUGAGCGAAAUCCGGGAGAAGAGAAUCGAAGAUAUAAAAAAUGAAUUCCACAGAAACAUACGAAAACUCACUGGAAAGUACCGCGACAAAGCUACCACAGUCCCUUUGGAUCCUAAAAAAUGUUUUUCAGCAUCGAAAGUAGAGUCCUACAUGAAAUUUAGACUUGAAGACGAUACAUUGAAGUCUGGGGAGGAUUCCGAAGAGAUACCAACGAAAGAAUCCCCUGAAGACGACCGAACGUCGAAUCUCCUCUCUACGUAUUUAUCAAAUAAUCCCUUGAAAGUAAAAAAGAUACGACCUCGUAAGCCUGACGAACUGUGCAUCAGAGAGACGAGAUGGACUGAUGAUCAACUGAGAAAACUUCAUGAAGACCUCAAGAACAUUCGUCUCAACGUAGCACUCAAACCGAAUCAUAUAUCUCGCAAACAUAAAACUCGCCCUUUGCCCCUGAUAAAAAUAUAA
Molecule: messenger RNA, 951 nt
Organism: Diachasma alloeum
Lineage: Eukaryota; Metazoa; Arthropoda; Insecta; Hymenoptera; Braconidae
Product: cilia- and flagella-associated protein 91-like
Exons: 4
Coding region: 1-951 (316 amino acids)
Source: RefSeq, a predicted model, not a curated record